AUGAAAUCCAUCGUCGCCUACGCCGUCGCAACACUCGUUGCUUUCGCCAACGCGCUUCCCACCACCAAUGUCAACGAGAUGCCAGAGGUUGUCGCGCGCUCUUCUCUCGAGAGCCGUGCCACAAACUGCAGCGUAGCCGCCACCGACACCCUCCUCUUUUCCGUUCCCAUCGGAGCAUUCCUCGAAGCGCGCAAGGCCAGGGACCCGUCCCAGUGCAGCUGGGCCUCGGACGGCUGCACCAUGGCGCCCGACAAGCCCAUCAGCUUCAACUUCAUCCCUAGCUGUCAACGUCAUGACUUUGGAUACAGAAACUGCAGAGACCAGAAGCGCUUCACGAGCGCCAUGAGGAAGAAGAUUGACGAUGUUUUCAAGAAAGACUUGUACAAGUACUGCUCUCAGUUCUCCGGGUGGCAUUUCUGGAAGGGCUAUCAGUGCCGUCGCCUCGCAGACACUUACUAUGCGGCCGUCCGGACCUUUGGCAAGCGAGACGGCGGCUAUGUUGAUCUUGAUCAGCCGGUGGAAUUGGUCGAGCGCGGGCCGAGGUUUGACUAG
Drechmeria coniospora is the source of this 552-nucleotide messenger RNA. RefSeq lists its product as uncharacterized. NCBI's taxonomy places the organism in Eukaryota, Fungi, Ascomycota, Sordariomycetes, Hypocreales, Ophiocordycipitaceae. Bases 1 to 552 code for a protein of 183 amino acids. Gene Ontology annotation, molecular function: A2-type glycerophospholipase activity. Gene Ontology annotation, biological process: arachidonate secretion; phospholipid metabolic process. The transcript has a single exon. The record is from RefSeq and is a predicted model, not a curated record.